CGUUCAGUACGAGAAGUAAAACCAGCGCCUUAUUAGAUCAAUGUACUGCAUCGAGUAUCACUUCCUGGACGGUGAGACGAUAAAGUAAAAAGCGCCGGUUAAAUCAUGGGAUCCCAAAAGGGUCUACUUCUGAAAAAUUGUCCCAGCCGGCGGGUUUACCCUGCACAUAAUCCCUGUUAGUUCCACACACAGCCCGUGCACAACCCCAGUCCAACUCCCCCUUCAUUUACAUGUGGAUCUGAACGGACCCUGGACACUUAGCGCCGCACAAGAAAUAUCUAAGCUUGUAAAUUGACAUUUAUGGCACGGUUGAGGAUUGAAAAAAGGCUUUGCUUAAUAAUAUUACACGCGGGGCAGGACAGGAAGAGCCGGAACGUCACACAAAGCGUCCACGACUUCAAGAACUUCCUUCCAGUUCAUGGCGUAUCAACGCGGAAAGAGCUGGCGCCUUUAAUUUCUUAUAAAAGAAACAUUGUUGGAGAUUUUUUGUUCUUGGAAGCGUUAAUCAGAGUAAGGCAGACACGUGCGUGUGAGCAGAGCAAUGCUUUCUGUGAGCCAGAGAGGGUAAAAAAGUACGCGAAAAAUCCGGAGGAGAGGGGAAUCCCGGAGAGGAAAUUCCCCGGGUUGAUAGUGAAAUGACACGGAGCCAACGGAAUGGAAGACGGUCAUUCAGUGUCCGGGGAGAAAGUUUAACCCUUCUUCAUAAUUACUGCCUGCCUCAAAUCUUCAAUCAGACUCCCAGAAUCAGCAUUUAGCCACAAGACUUUAUGUAUUAGUUUUUAAAAAAAAGUUAGCUACUUUUUAAAGAAAUUUGAUACUUUGUACAAUGUAUCAAUGUUUAGAUACGUUUUGUUUAGUAUAUUUUACAGACAACAUUGUGGUUAUUUUGGCAGUUUAGCUAUGUCUUAAUUGGAAGGAUCUAUUGCUCAACACCUAACAGACAUUUUGUUUCACGGCUGAUUUUUUUGUGUGUGUGAGGGAGGGAGGUUGGAGUUUGGUUUUUGGUUUGAGUCGUGUCUGUACAAUGUCUGUGGAUAAUGACGGUGCGGGGAGGCUUUUGGAGAGUUUCACUCAGCUGCAGGAGCUAGUGGAUAAGUUGCAGAAGGAGAAUUGGUCGCUGAAGGGCAAGUUGAAGAGUUGCUCGACUAUUGGUACCUUCUACCACGAAGCCCGGCAGGAGCUGUGCCGCUUGAACGAGCAGGUGACGCUGAAGGAUGCCCGCCUGCAGGAGUUACAAAGUAGGCUGACCGCUUACCAGAGCAGCGCCGUGCUCCUGGGCCGGGAGCCGCAGCUGAGCAUCGGUCCCUCGGCCUCCCUGCUGGACGGCCUCCUGCAGGAGAUCAGCAAGGCCAAGAAGGAGCAGGCGGACUCUGCGAGGGAUUGGCAGGACGAGAAGGAGCGGCUGAAGGAGGAACUGCGGAACGUGCAGCUGCUGCUGAGAGAGAAGGAGCGGCAGGUGGAAUUGAUGCUGGGCAGCCCACAGUACAAGAAGGACGCGGAGAUCGCCCGACUGCGCCAGUCCCUGAGGGAGAAGGACCGACUCCACGUCACCCGAGAGGUCUGGUGUCGCUCGCUGGCCGACGAGACCGAGCAGCUGCAGCUCCGCCUGGCGGGCACUGCCAACAUGUGUCAACAGCUGGCACGGCAGCUGGAGGAGCAGAGGAAGAACCAGCACAGGAUGGAGAAGGAACCAGGAGCCGUGGAGCAGCUCACUGAGCUACAACAAGGAGAUUCCCCGGAGGCCAUCAUAUCCAAAAUUCAGGAGGAGAACCGUGUUCUCAAACAGAAAGUUAUUUAUGUGGAAGAUCUCAACACCAAGUGGCAGAAGUAUGACAUCGGCCGAGAAGACUACGUUAAGAGGCUUCACCUUGAGCUGAAGGACCUGAGGUCCCGGUUGGGGCAGCCGGCCGGAUUCAGGAGCCCUCAGGCCAACGCGGACAUCCUCCAACAGGAGAUUGCCCGGCUGAACCGGUUGCUGGAGGAGAAGAUGAAGGAGUGCGAGUGCCUGGCGGGAUACAGGGACAGCUUGGAGAAGGAGAGGGCGAUCAGCCACCAGCUCCGCGAGCAGCUGAAGGAUGUGCAGUCGGCCGGUGGGGCCACCAGGGAGCGGAUGCAGAUGUUAGAGGAACAGGUCCUGGUCUACAAGGAUGACUUCAAGUCGGAACGGAAAGACCGAGAGAGGGCCCAGAGCAGGAUUCAGGAGCUGGAGGAAGAAUUGGCUCGACUCCGGCUCCAGCUGCCACGGAAACAGGAGGUCCAUGACUCCAGUGCCCGUCGCCACGGCAACAGCGCCUACCGCCUGGAGUUGGACGUGACGGAUCCGGUGUUUGGUAACGGUAUGGAUCGGCCCCUGCCACACCGUGGGGGUAACACUGCCUCAGCGGAGGUCGCUAGCUCUGAGCUCAGACAUCAAGGACUCCUCCAGUGCCCAAAGUGCAUGAGGCUGUUUAACGAUGAGGUCAGCGAUGAGUGCCUCAGGCACAUUUCGGAGUGCUGCCAAUGACCAUGGUUGACCCACCCCACCCUCACCUCUCCCAUGAGCCCUGGGGGGGGGGGGGGCAGCAUUCCGCAAUGGGACUUUUGCACCAGGAGACUCCAUUUAAAAGCAAGGCUGUACCCAGGUACCAGAGAGGAUGUCCUGUCCAAGGCUCCUACUGAUGAGAAGCCUGAUGUUGAAACAGUAUUAAUCCAUCAAUGAAUAUCACUAAGGAACAUCAUUAGGUCAAGGACCAGUUUACUGUCUGUGGGAGCUUGCUGUGCAGGAUUGGUCACAGCAUCCCCUGCGUUACAGCACUUCUCACAAGUGUUGUGUUGGGUGUCCUGUAUUUUUGGAACUGUCUGAGGUGGCAAAAGACAUGCCAUCCGCAUGCAAGAAGUGACUAAUAACAUUGUCAGACCUUUGUCCAAGCCCGCACUGGUUCAGGCUGUGGUUAGAACAGAGAAGCAAAGGCAAGCUGCAGUACUGGUCUUCCCAUUCAUGCCUGGGUUAUAGGAUACCGAACAAUACAUAGGAACAGCACAAAGUUGUGCUGAACUAGUUAAAUUAGUAAAUAAAUGCCUCAUGAAUCUAGUCCCUUCUGCCCACACAAGGUCCAUAAUCCCUCCAUUCUCUGCUCAUUCAUGUGCCCAAGAGCCUCUUAAAUGCCUCUACUGUAAAACCACCACCACCCCUGGCAGUGCAUUCCAGGCACCCACUGCUCUGUAAAAACAAACUUGCCCCACACAUCUCUUUGAACUUGCCCCCCUCACCUUAAAUGCAUGCCGUCUGGUAUUAGACAAUUCAACACUGGGUAAAAGAAGCAGGUUACGUACCAUAUCCACUCCUCUCAUGACCUUAUAAACUUCGAUCAGGUCUCCCCUCAGCCGCUGCCACUCUAGAGACAACAGCUUAAGUUUGUCCAACCUCUCCUCAUAGCACGUGCCCUCUAAUCUGGGCAGCAUCCUGGCAAACCUCUCCUGCACCCUCUCCAAAGCCCCCACAUCCUUCCUAUAAUGGGGUGACCAGAACUGAAUGCAAUUCUCCAGAUGUUGCCUAACCAGAGUUUUAUAAAGCUGCAACAUAACCUCCUGACUCUUGAACUCAAUGCCUCGACUCAAAGGCAAGCAUGCCUUGUGCCUUCUUUACUACCCUAUCGACCUGUGCAGCCACUUUCAGGGAGCUAUGGACUUGGACUGGAAGAUCCCUCUGUACGUCAGCAUUGUUAAGGGUCCUGCCAUUAAACUGUGUGCUGUCUCUUUACAUCUGAUGAUAGCCUCAAGCCCAGAGUUUGGAAACCAUAGGUGUUGGGACAGGAUUGAUACUGGUUUGGGCUAGUUAUGGUCCCACAGCCUGUAAUUCAAUCCCAGGCUAACCCCAGCACUUGAAUGGUCCCCCACCCCUCUCCCAGUCAUAAAUACUUAUGGCACAGGAGGCUAUUGCGCCCAUCUAGUCUGUGCCAGCUCACGGUUGACCAAUUCAGUCAAUUUUCAUUCCCCCUAUUCUUAUGUGAGCAGUUUUUCUCCCAGAUUUCAGAGCCCCAAAGUCAUGAAAAAAACAUCAGCUGGUACUUAAUCUUGAAGAUUGCCCAUGAAGAAUUACAUGUGCAAGUCCUACCCAACUGACCACCCCCACCCCCACCCCCACCCCCAGCACCAGUAGGCAAACUUACUAUAGGUAUCGCCACCACAACUGUCCAAAGUUUUGGAAGGUUCAAUAGUAAGUUUGAAAAGAAUACCUGAAUAAGCAUGUGAAAAGGAAAUUCAUUUAUUUGCAGGGGAAUAUUUUCAGGGGCCGCUUGUUCACACAAAGGGUGGUGCAUAUUUGGAAUGAGCUGCCAGGAAUAGUGGUUGAGGUGGGCACAUUAGCAAUGUUUAAAAGCCAUCUAGCUAAGUAUAUGGAUAGGAGCGGUUUAGAGGGCUAUGGGCCAAACAUGGGUAGAUGGGACUAACUCACUAGGCAACACAGUUGGCAUGGAUGAGUUGGGCUGAGGGGCCUGUUUCCAUGCUGUAUGACUCUAUGGUUAUUAGGAGGGAGCUCUUCUAAUCUGAUAUCUGUCUUGGAGCCAGCAAGAAGAUGGGGAAAAAAAAAAACAAGAUGCUGGAGGAACUCAGCAGGCCAGGCAGCAUCUGUGGAGAAGAACAGAUGGUCAAUGUUUCAGGUCAGAACCCUUCUUCAGGACAAUAUCAAGUAGAUGUUGUGCCCAGUGGACUCCUCCUGUGCUCCACAGUACUUGUGGUAUCCACAGAGUAGCAAGGUGUCCCCUCCUGAAGUCCAUCCCAUCACGCUGGCUUGGCAUCGUAAAGACUUCAAGACUUCAGAGCAAUGGAGAGGGAAAUUCUUAAGAAUCUUAGGGAUUGCAAACUUGCUUUACCUUCAAAGAUUCAGAAGUUUGAUGUUCCAGCAGUCUGCACACAAAUCAGUUUGUACUGCACAUACUGCUCAUAGGCAUCUGUGUAACCAUAUUGAAGUUUACUGUCCCCUCCCUUAUAUAUUUCAAUGGAUCUUUCUUAUUGUUACAGUUUUUGCUUUUCUGAUGUAGGUUAUUUUAUUUUAAACUGUUAAAUAUGAGAGUAUACAGAGUAACUUAUUUUUAUAUUAAAAUUGUUUCUGACAA
This is a messenger RNA of Pristis pectinata (smalltooth sawfish), 5093 nucleotides long. RefSeq names its product TNFAIP3 interacting protein 2 (gene tnip2). The record is from RefSeq and is a predicted model, not a curated record. Gene Ontology annotation, molecular function: K63-linked polyubiquitin modification-dependent protein binding. Gene Ontology annotation, biological process: regulation of transcription by RNA polymerase II; cellular response to lipopolysaccharide. NCBI's taxonomy places the organism in Eukaryota, Metazoa, Chordata, Chondrichthyes, Rhinopristiformes, Pristidae. Bases 1025 to 2503 code for a protein of 492 amino acids. The transcript is spliced from 6 exons.